Messenger RNA from Symbiodinium sp. CCMP2592, 2649 nucleotides. NCBI's taxonomy places the organism in Eukaryota, Dinophyceae, Suessiales, Symbiodiniaceae. The record is from the annotation of a GenBank genome assembly.
AUGCACAAAGACUUUGACGAGGCUGAUAUUCCCGUAUCAGCCUUGGCACGACGACCAAGACUUGCAUCGGCAGUGCUGCGCUCGCUGGCAGCAGCAGGUACGUCUUGGAGCCUGUUGCGCCAGUUGCGGGAGGAGCAGAUGGAGGCGGAUGUGGUGCAUUUCUCUUGCAUGAUUUCUUCGGAUUGGUGCCAAGCUCUCUGGCUGCUUGCAGCCGCGGCAGCCACAAAUAUUUCGCCAAAUGCGAUCUUCAACACACGCGUGGUGAAGGUUUGUGCACCUGCCGACUGGCUGUCUGCGGUACAGCUUCUGGGUGCGUCGGUUCAGCGUGACACUGUACUCAUGAACUGCGCCAUGACAGCUUUUGAGCCACAUGGCCGGUGGUGGCUAGCGCUUUCGCAUUUGCAAGUGCGUUCUGCCAUGUCCUUGACGCCUGAUGCAGUGGCCAUCAACACGGCGAUAAGUUCCUGCCCGCGAAGCGUGUGGUCCAUUGCCCUGCAUCUUUUUGAAGGCUCCAUCGGAGAUGUCGUAGCGAUCUCCUCGACUGUCGCUGCAGCGGAAUGGGUUUUGGCAACGUGGCUUCUGAGCAAGAUGAGGCCGGACGCGCUGCUGCCGAACGUCGUGUGCUUCAAUGCCACCUUGCAGGCCACAGACGUCUCAGGCUUGGGCGCACCAUGGCAGCGAGCUGCGCGCCUCGUGAGCUCGAUGCCGGACUUGGAAUUGCUGCCGGAUGUCAUCAGCUUUACCUCCUUGCUGCGUGCCUGUGAGAGAGAAGGCCGAUGGCGUCUGGCGCUCUCCGUGUUGUGCGUCAUGCGCCAGGUCGCGGUUCUUCCCAGCACGGUGACCUACGGAUGCCUUCUCAAUGCCUGCGAAUUCGCUGGCGCUUGGCAAACUGCCUUCUUGUUGUUGGAGGAGAUGAUGACAGCGUCGCUGCGGUUGAAUAUCGUUAUCUGCAACACUCUCAUCAGCACUUGUGAGAAAGCAUGCCAAUGGCAAUCAGCACUGGCCCUCCUCUUCAAUACGCAGCAAUCUCAGGUGCAGCCGGACGUGGUCGGAAUGAAUGCAUCGUUGAGUGCAUGCGGAUGUACAGGUGCCUGGGCUUCGUCGCUGGAUCUGCUGCGCAGAAUUGAUGGACCAGCUCGCACCAGCGUGAGUUUCGCAGGCUCGGUGGCUGCCUGUGCCGCUGGCCGUCAAUGGGCGUGGACGGUGCGCCUGCUCGUGGCGACGAUGGAUAAUGCUUUGGCUCCCGAUGUCAACAGCUUUGGCGCUGCUGUGGAGGCUUGCAGUGGACUGGGCCAUGAUUUCUGGCCCGUGGCAUUUCUCGAUGAAUUGCAGCUCAUGGUACAGAGAGUUUUGGGAGAAGCUCUGGCUUGGAAGUCGGAGCCGCGCGUGGUGACCGCAGUGUUGAGCGCUUUGGCCAAGGUUCAGCGCUGGGAUGUCGCUACGCGAGUUUUGCAGGUGAUGCGCAGCUGCACGGUCGAGACCAAUGUGUUUCACUUCAGUUCUGCCGUUGCUGCCUGCGAGAAGGGGAAAGCAUGGCAUCUGGCGAUAGAUAUUCUUGAAGGCAUGUCUCAGGUUGGGAUCUUGCCGAACGAGGUGACUUUCAAUAGUGCCAUCGGCGCAUGUGAAGGCUCGUCGUGGGCGACAGCAAUACACCUGCUCGAUGGGAUGCACGGGGUACUGAGCGGCAGCAAGACCAGCUGCAACGUAUGCAUGAAUGCCUGCUGGCGGGUGUGGCACGUGGCACUCAGCUUUCUCAGGUCAAUGGCAGAAUACGGGGUUCUGGCAGAUGUGGUCAGCUGCAGCUGCGCUAUUCAUGCCGGGAGCCCCUGGGAUGUAGCCUUUCAUCUCCUUGGGCAGACGGCAAGCGAUCCGAUUGCAUUCAGUGCGGCCUUGGCGACUCGGGGACCCUGGGUUUACGCUCUGGAGCUCUUCGAAAAUCUCCGUUUCCUCCGACUUCGGCUCGAUGCCGUGCUCUGCCACCACGUAGCAACCGCCUGCCGAGAGACCGGAAGCAGGGUUGGCAGUUGGCUGCAUGCCGUGCACAUCUGCCACUCCAUGAGCGACAUGGCCCUCCUGAAAAAUGCGGUCACUUACAACUGUUCCAUGGUCGCUUGUGCGGAUGGUGGAGACUCUCAGCUGGCAGCAAGGCUUCUUCAACAGAUGCUGAAGGCUCAUCUUCGGGCCAGUCUAUUCAGCUACAACAGCCUGGUCUUUGCCCACCAGAAAUGCGCUGCCUGGGAGAAGUCAAUGGACCUGCUGGCAGAGAUCUCGCAGGUUUCCAUCCAGGCAAAUGCGAUGAGCUUCUCUAGUGCCGGUCGCUGGACGGUGUCUCUGGAGCUGCUGAAGCACAUGCAUUCCAAGCAGUUGAGGAGGGAUUCCGUCAACUGGAGCCUGGCGGCAGCCAGCUGUGAUCAGGUCUCUGCCUGGAAGUCAGCACUGCGACUGUGUCAAGGAGGACCUGCUGCGGAGAUCUGCAGCGCUGCAAUCACUUCGUGUGAGAAGCAAAGUCGCUGGAGGCAUGCGGUGGAACUCCUCCGGCUCACAGAGUCGGACAUGAUCAGUUUUGGAGCUGCGAUCGCUGCCUGCACAAAUGCUGUCCGACAACGGUCCAUCUUUUCUUGGGGACGACAACGUAUGGCGCAAAGCUGA